UUAAUUGUCGCAGAAUAAAUUAAACGAGAAAAUGUAGUCCAAUCACUACAAAGAUCAUGCUUGUAUAAGUGCGAGGGAUCCUACAUACUAUGCCAUAUCCUUCCCGUCAACUAGCAAACUCUUCGACCUGCUCCAUACCCCCCCUGGCGGCACCUUGGAAUCUUGGAUCUCCUGCAGGGUUUCCAUGUUAUUAGAGAGAUAAACAGAAGACGUCCAAGCUAGCGUUAUACCAUGACGACAAAGGAGUUUUCACUCCAGUUACUAAAAGAAAUUACGGAUAAUUUUUCUGAGAAGCACAUCAUUGGUCAUGGUGGCUAUGGAGUAGUUUACAAGCAGGGAGUGCUGGCUGAUGGGGAAGAGAUUGCUCUCAAAAGGCUUUAUCCCGUGCCUGGGCUUGAUGACACGCAAUUUACGAACGAGUUUAAUAAUCUUAUGAAGGCCCAACAUCCAAAUGUUACCCGGCUGAUUGGCUACUGUUAUAAUGUAAAAAAUGAACGCGUUAAGCUCAAUGAUAAGUAUGUUUUUGCCCAUUCGGAUGAAAAAGUUCUAUGCUUCGAAUACUUGAAGGGUGGAAGCCUUGACAAGCACAUUUCAGAUGAAUCGUGCGGACUCAAUUGGCACACCCGCUUCAAAAUUAUUAAGGGCAUUUGUGAGGGCUUAAAUUAUCUUCACAAUGGAUCCAAAGAUCCUAUUUACCAUCUUGACUUGAAACCCGAGAAUAUAAUGUUGGACGAGAAUAUGGUCCCCAAAAUUGGAGAUUUUGGUUUGUCGAGACUCUUCCCCUCAGCACGAACCUAUGUCACAAUCAAAGUCAUAGGAACAAUUGGAUACAUGCCACCAGAAUUCAUCGAGAGACGCGAAAUUACAUCAAAGUUUGAUAUAUUCAGUUUGGGUGUUACGAUCACGAGGAUAGUGGCUGGAUAUGACGGCUACUCCAAAUGUGCACGCAUGUCUCUAGAAGAAUUUAUUAAGCAUGUGCAUGAAAACUGGGAAAAACGGUUACAAGACACAAUGUCGUCGUACACACCAGAGCAAGUUACAACAUGCAUCAAAAUAGCAUUAAGCUGCGUGGAAAACACGCGUGAGAAAAGGCCUAAUAUUGCCGAAAUUGUUGAUAAACUGAACAUGGUUGAUACAACAGAAAGUUUAUCUACAAGCCAGAUCGCCAAGAAACGAAGCUGGAACUCAGGUGAUCAGUUUUUGAAACACCUACCAGAGCGGCUCAGCUUCUUCCCCGUUGGCGCGCGGGACGUUUUGUCGGCGCCGGCUGGCCCUUUCUCCCGCUUGUCCCCGCUCGGAGCCGGUGCCACGCUGGCGGAGUCGACGAAGAUGCUGGGAUGCCACGUGUACAGCAAAUACUUCGGCUCGCGCAAGGCGCGGGAGCGGUGGUGGCGAUCGCUGCUGGUGCUCUGGAUCAUCGGCUCCACGCUCGCCUCCUUCCACCUCUUCCACUACAUCAACUCCAACGCCGUCGAGAAGCGCCGGGACUCGCUCGCCAGCAUGUGCGACGAGCGCGCCCGCAUGCUCCAGGAUCAGUUCAACGUCAGCAUGAACCACCUCCAUGCCCUCGCCAUCCUCGUCAACACCUUCCACCACUCCGGGAAUCCUUCCUCCAUCAACCAGGUGACAUUCGCGACGUACAUGGAGAGGACGGCGUUCGAGCGGCCGCUGACAAGCGGGGUCGCUUACGCGGUGCGGGUCACGCACGCCGAGCGGGACCAGUUCGAGCGGCAGCAGGGGUGGAGCAUCAAGAAGAUGUACUCCCCGAAUUCGCAGGGGGAGGGGGACGCCGCCGGGGCGAUGAUCCGCGAGCCGGACGAGGAGUACGCCCCUGUCAUCUUCGCGCAGGACGCCUACAAGAACGUCAUCUCAUUUGACAUGCUCUCCGGCGCUGAUGAUCGCGAAAACAUCAUACGAGCUAGAGAAUCUGGGAGGGGUGCUCUGACUGCUCCUUUCCAGCUACUGAAUGGCCGCAUCGGUGUGAUCUUGACAUACUCUGUGUACACGUCCGAGGCCGUUGUAAAUGCGAGGCCGCAGGAGCUCACCCAAGCUGCCAUAGGCUAUCUAGGUGCCAUAAUUGAUAUGGAAGCACUUGUUGAUAAGUUGCUUCAUCAGCUUGCGGGGAAGCAAUCCAUCAUGGUAAACGUGUAUGAUACUACUUAUGAGUACCCAAUCCGUAUGUACGGUUCGAAUGAUAAAGGCAGUGGGAUGUACCAUAACAGCUCGCUCAACUUUGGCGAUCCGUCUAGAAGGCAUGUGAUGCAUUGCAGGUGGUGAUGGAAAGAUGGAUCAAAGUUGGAUGUAUAAAACCAGACCCUGGGUGUCAAAAAAUUCCUUUCAAGGUUUGACUAAGUUCUUAGAGGUUGCGGUGCAAGAUAUGACACAAAGGGGUGCCAAAAAAAUAUGUUGUACAUGUUGUGUUUGCGGAAACAUUAUUCUCUGUAUACACUUGACUCUGGCAAGUUGCAUCAACACUUGUUGUAAAUGGUUUCAUGCCUGGUUGUACAAGAUGGCAAGUCAUGUUGAGGAGGAUGAUUGGAUGUCAGAUGAAGAAGCAGGGCAUGUAGACUCAGAAUAAGAAGGGAGAUGGAGCACCAAGAGGCCGGACAUGAUGAAUAGUCUAAUGGACAUGAAGAGGCCUAAUCAGUGAAGUGUCCAAUGGACAUGAAGAAGCUGAAGCGGACACGACACACAUAGGAGGAAAGUUGGCCGGAAUGGUCUAGGGCCCUCAUGUGCAAGAGUUGAUUAUGGAAGAGACUACCAGUGAGAGAGGGGCUUGUGGAGAGGCUGCCAAACUAGAGACUCUUAGAAAGACUCAAAAACUCCAUUGUACAUGGGUUGCAAGCCGAAACACACCCGCCUUAGUGUCACAAUCAAUCUUGUGGA
Messenger RNA from Triticum urartu, 2886 nucleotides. RefSeq lists its product as uncharacterized. Gene Ontology annotation, biological process: protein phosphorylation. The record is from RefSeq and is a predicted model, not a curated record. Gene Ontology annotation, molecular function: ATP binding; protein kinase activity. NCBI's taxonomy places the organism in Eukaryota, Viridiplantae, Streptophyta, Magnoliopsida, Poales, Poaceae.